AUGCGGGUAUUCAUACCGCCAUUUCGCAAAGCUGUCUGUCCAGAGGACGACCAACCUAGUUCAGUCGGCGCUGCCGCCGACUCAAAAUCCACUCCGUCAUCUAUCGAACGAGUUAAAAUAGAAGGGAGCGGUACGCAUUGGCUGCGUUCGCGGCUCAUGGCAUGCUGUGUCUUACACGAAAAUACGGCAGAGAUGAGGGAAGGUGCACCCAGGAUACCGCCAACAACUGCUGCGGGCCGCACUGAGGCCACAGGCCCAAUCACGUCCAGCGAAUUUCUCGGAUACAAGGUGUUGUACACAAAACGCUCUUUGAAGAAACGGAAAAGAUACAAUGACGGGAUUCUUCUAGUAAAGGCAGGAAGCCUAGUGUUAAUUAAUGAUGCCGGAACAGAUGUGGCUAAGUUAAGCGUAAAGCGUGGUUGGUCGGACGAUAAAGGCCCCGGAUCAACUCUUGUCCUCGGAAACUUCGAGCUUGAGCUCUGCGAGCGUAUUCUAAAGGAAGAUUAUUCCUCUGGACGUUCCUUCAUUAACAACUGCGAAUCGAGCCGGAUCCAGAUUAAUGAACCGCAAGCCAAAGCGACGAGGCGAUUCCGUACUCCUGCACAGUCUCACCACUUGUAUCACUGGAGAGAGACGUCUACCAAGGAAGUAACUGUGCCGCCCGGCGCGCUCCAGAUUGCUGUUUGGGAAGAACCGACAGGCGCGCACCAACCGAUAUGGAUUGAUGCUUUCCUGAAUACGCAUCUUAGACCUCACCAAAAGGAAGGCGUAUGUUGGAUGUAUAGCCAGCUGCUCAAGGGAGAAGGCUGCAUUCUCGCGGAUACAAUGGGACUAGGAAAGACAAUCCAGGCUCUGUCUCUGCUGUGGGUGGCAGUGUCUCAGCCCGCAUGGCGACGGCCACUUGCAUCCAAGUGCUGUGUCGUAUGUCCAGCCAGUCUUGUUGGCAACUGGACUCAUGAGAUCAAGAAGUGGCUCGGCAACAGAAUAACCUUUUUGGUAGCAUCCGGCGAUGGGAAGGAAACGAAAACAACUCUGCAGCAGUUUGCUGCCGCAAAUACAUGCAAGCUCGUCAUCAUCUCGUACGAUCAACUGAGGAAGCUCUCUGGUAGUAUUACCUCCUCUAUUGACAUGCUUAUAUGCGACGAAGGCCACCGCCUGAAGUCAUCAAGAACCCAGACAGCACGCAACCUGCUGCAGCUGCCUUGUAAACACAGAAUAAUCCUUUCUGGGACCCCACUUCAAAACGACGUGGAUGAGCUGCAUGCUUGCUGUUCUUUUGUACGACCGGGAGCUAUGCCAGAUCAUCGAAUCUUCGCAAAGGUCUUCAAGGAGCCUAUUUUGAAGGCGCGCUUGCCGACAGCCACCAUGGCUGAGAAGCAACUGGGUAAAAUACGGGUCAACGGUGUAUCAGCUGUGCAGUCUCGGUUCAUGCUACGUCGGACCGAUGAAGUCCUGAUUCCAUUUGUGCCGCCUAAGAAAACGAUUGCCAUCUUCGUGAACCUCGUGGACCGGCAAAAACUCAUCUAUGAGGCGGUCUGCAACCCCGCUCAGGCAGCUCAGCUGAGUGUGAAAGGAAGAAGACAACUCGACGACGUUAUGAGGGCUAUACUUAGUAACCCACUGUACAUCAAUGCACGUCGAAAGCGACGCAGUCCCUUCAGCAAUCAGUUGCAGGGAAUUCCGGACACAUUCGAAGAUGCGGUUUUUGGAGGGUCUGCUGGCAUCCAUCCGAGCCUCAUCGGACGACAAGGUUUGAGCAGUUGCGUGUGGCCUGAUUGCGAGACUAGGCAUUCCAUUAGUCCUUCUUCACAGGUUGUUAUUGUUAGCAAUUUCACUUCUACUCUGGACAGUAUUGAAAUUGCCAUGCUAGCCAAAGGUUACACGUUCCUGCGGCUUGAUGGAUCCACACUCGUGAAGGAGCGCACCGGCAUUGUACAAUCUUUCAACGAGAGCAAAGAGUAUUUCGCGUUUCUGUUGUCGUCCAAGGCUGGAGGAGUGGGUCUGAACCUGACAGGAGCGAACAGGCUCAUUUUGGUAGAUCCUGAUUGGAACCCCGCCAACGACAAGCAGGCGCUCUCGAGGGUAUGGCGCCCAGGCCAGAAAAAUCCGGUGUACAUAUACAGGCUUAUCGGCGCCCGAACGAUCGAGGAAAGAAUCCUUCAACGGCAACGCUAUAAGACAACUCUGUCUGAGGUGGCGCUGCGCGUUCUACGCCGUAAAUGCAAGCCAUGA
Besnoitia besnoiti is the source of this 2232-nucleotide messenger RNA. RefSeq names its product SNF2 family N-terminal domain-containing protein. NCBI's taxonomy places the organism in Eukaryota, Apicomplexa, Conoidasida, Eucoccidiorida, Sarcocystidae. The record is from RefSeq and is a predicted model, not a curated record. The transcript has 15 exons. Gene Ontology annotation, molecular function: ATP-dependent chromatin remodeler activity; ATP binding. The coding region runs from base 1 to 2232 and encodes 743 amino acids.